GGGGGCCGGGGCCGGGACGUCCGCUGCAGGCAGCGGUAACGGCGACGCCAGGGACGCCAGCGGCAGGGGCCUCGCCAUGGGCGUCGACUACCGCUCCUACCUGGGCGAGUCGGCGUCCACCUGCUCGUCGCCAUCCACCGGUUUUGCGCCGUACGCUUCGCCGUACGCCGGCCGCCUGGGGCACCUCCCUGGGCCGCAGAGCCAGACCCACCAGGCCCACCAGGCUCAGCACCACGGCCUGCACGGCCACCACGGCCACCACGGCCACCAGCACGGCCAGGGCCACCAGGGCCAUCUAGGCCAGAGCCACCAAGGCCACCACGGCCACCCGAGCCACCAAGAUCACCAUAGCCACCCCGGCCACCCAGACCACCACAGCCACUCGGGCCUCCAGGGCCACCCGGGGCACCAAGGCCACCAAGGAUCAUGCUUGUACACGCGGCCCACAGAACUGACGACGAGGCCGCACUCGCCGCCAGCCGUCACCGCGUCGGGCUGCAACACCACCACCAAGGCGCCGGCCUCCAGCGUGGAGAUCGACCGCAUCAUGGCCAAGAUAGAGCAGGACAACCGCAUCCUGGCCGAGCUGGACAAGACCAGGUCCACGAUUGGCACUACAGUGGACACGACGCGCCACCAGACCAUCUCGGACGCGCUGGGCCUGCACUCGCACCCCGCCGUCUCCACCCUGCCGCUCACGGGCAUCACCACGUCGCUGCCGCUGGGCAUGUCGCAGCCGUCCGCGCUGGUGCAGCCCAUGUCCAGCUACCUCCCCCUGGGCGGGCUGGGCCGCGCCGGCCUGCUGGGCGCCUCGCACCAGUCCCGGAUGAUGCCGCAAAUCCCGGGCAUCGUCACCACCCAGUUCGACGUGGACCGAGGCAUGCUCGACGCACAGCACCUCCUUGGCAGCGCGGCAGGCAAAGUGGACAUGCUGGACAUCCCGGGCAAGGGUCGGUGCUACGUGUACAUCGCCAGGUACUCGUACGACCCCUUCGCGCAGUCGCCCAACGACAACCCGGAGGCCGAGCUCGCCGUCAACGGCGGCGACUACCUGCUCGUCUGGGGUAACAUGGACGAGGACGGCUUCUUCGACGGCGAGCUGCUGGACGGGCGGCGCGGGCUGGUGCCCAGCAACUUCAUCCAGAAGCUGGUCGGCGACGACCUGCUUGAGUUCCACCAGAGCGUGGUGCUUGGCCUCCGCGACUGCGACGACUGUGCCUCCACCACCCUCCCGCAGGACCUGGAUUUUUCCAUGGGCCACGAGUACUUCGAUGAGGCCAUGUACGGCAAGCGCGACUACGCGUACAUGGACUUCGACGAGAUGAUGGACGACGAGGAUGAGGAUCCGAUGGGUGAAGGACCAGACCUCUUCUUCUCGGUGCUAGUGCCGCCACCCAAGCAACUGACGCUGGAGCGGCAGCUCAACAAGAGCGUGCUCAUCGGGUGGAACCCGCCCGAGAACUGCCCACCCGGAGCCAUCGACUCGUACCUCUUGUACGUCGACGGGGUGCUCAAGGCCACGGUCAAAGCCACGGAGAGGACGCGCGCGCUCGUCGAGGGCGUCGACUCAAACCGGCCCCACCGCAUCUCCGUGAGGUCCAUCACGCCCAACCGGAGGACGUCGCGCGACGCGGCCUGCACCAUGGUCAUCGGCAAGGACAUCCCCCUGGGGCCGACCCGGGUCAAGGCGUCGCACGUCACGUCCACGUCGGCGGUAAUCUCGUGGCUGCCCGCCAACUCGAACCACCAGCACGUGGUGUGCGUCAACAACGUGGAGCUGCGCACGGUCAAGCCCGGCGUCUACCGCCACACCAUCACCGGCCUCGCCCCGGACACCGUGUACAGGGUGACGGUCCGCGCCAAGAACAUCCGCGCGCCCCACUUCGACGAGAAGCACAACCUGCCGAUGGAGAGGUACUCGUGUCACAUCGACUUCGUCACACUGCCCAAAGGCUGCAAAGGUCUGCCUGACCCUCCGGCUGAGAUCCAGGUGGAGCCAGGGCCCCAGGACGGCACCCUGCUCGUCACCUGGCUCCCCGUCACGGCCAACAUCACUGCCAGCAGCACCAACGUCACGGGGUACGCCGUCUACGCCGACGGCAAGAAGGUCACCGACGUCGACAGCCCCACGGGGGACCACGCGCUCAUCGACAUCGGCAAGCUGUUGGGGCUGAACCCGAGGCAAGUGACGGUGCGCACCAAGUCCAGGGACUCCCAGUCGGCCGACUCUGCGCCCACACCCAUCCCCACCUCCAUCCUGCGCGGCAAGGGCCACAAGGACUACAAGGACAGGGGGCGCUACGGACAGCAGCACGGCCAGCACGGCCAGCACGGCCGGCACGGCAUGCGCGCCACGCGCGUGGACCAGCACGGCCAGGUGGUCAUCGAGACCGAGGAGAACCUGAGCGACAAGGAGGUGUACCCGGGCAACAGCAUGAGCAUCCCCUCGAUAGGUUACCACUCGUCUCUGGCCCCUAUCGCAGAGAUCACCAAGGACUCGGCGAGCGAGGCUUACAGUGAAGAGGACUACCUGGCGGGCCGGCGCGGCCACCAAGGCCACUACGACCAGCGGCCGCCGCCCCGAAGCCACGCGGAACGGGGGCGGCCUCCCCUGCUGCCGCACGAGCGGCGGGGCGCGGGGCCCCACGACAGGGACCAGUACUACGCCGACGGCCGGCACGGCAGGCAGCCCGGUCAGGGCUAUCGGGGCGGCCCAGGUGCCGCGGGGCCCGCGCAAGGCCCUCAGCGCCAGCAGAACAGGGUACGCUGGUUCGUCGGGCUCUACGAUUACGACCCCAGCACCAUGUCGCCCAACCCGGACGGCUGCGUCGAGGAACUGUCCUUCCGGGAGGGGGAGCGCAUCAAGGUGUUCGGCGAGCGGGACGCGGACGGCUUCUACUGGGGUGAGGUCCGCGGCCGCAAGGGCUUCAUCCCCGAGAACACGGUGGCUGAGGUGACGAGCCCCGACCCGGGCGGCGAUCCAUACUACCACCGCGGGGACCGCGUCGGAGACACGUAUGCUGCCACCCCCGUCAAGAAGAUGGUCGCCCUGUACGACUACGACCCCCAAGAGCUGUCACCGAACGUCGACGCCGAUCAGCAAGUGGAGCUGAGCUUCCGGACGGGCAACAUCAUCUACGUGUACGGCGAGAUGGACGACGAUGGCUUCUACAUGGGGGAGCUUGAUGGCGUACGGGGGCUGGUGCCCUCCAACUUCCUGACACCCCUCAAGAAGCACCAAGAGGCAGACUACCGCAACGGCGGGCCCGGGCAGCAGGGCCCUGGACGGGGCGGCCCCAUGGGACCCAUGGGUCCUAUGGGCCCCAUGCAGCGUGGCCACGGGCCCGGUGCCAGAGGGCCCCCACCGCCCCCCAGGGAGGGCAUGCCAAGGCCCCGGCAAGAUGGCAACUUCCCUCAACCUUCACAGUUAGGCUAUCAUCAGCAGGGUCCGGGGGGCCCCCUGGGGGCGCAGAGGGGGAGAGGCGGCCCGGCCGGGAGAGGUGGUAGAGGCCGCGGACACCCCUCUGGCUACAUGGACGGCGGGCCCGGCGACUACAACCAGCCCGGCCAGCAGGGCCAGGGGAUGAUGAUGCAGCAACAGCAGCAGCAACAGCAGCAACAACAGCAACAGCAGCAACAGCAACGUCAGCAGCAGCAGCCGCCCAUGAAGGGCGUGCCCAAGGUGGUGCCGGACUUCGUGAUCCCCAACAACAAGGAAUCCCCCACGGCCAACACCACGUCCACGUUCCCCCCCGCACCCAAUCUGAUGCAGAAGCUGGGCGACCUGACGGCCGGCCUCACGGGCGGCGACAACCCCGCCGACAACCUGCUGUCCAAGGGCAAGGAGCUCAUCUUCAUGAAGUUCGGCCUGGGCGGCAAGUGAUGUCGGUUUCUAUUUAUUUUUCGGUUUUCCUUGUUUGUCGAGAGAACUUUUCGGAGUGUGUCCUAUCGCCUGCAGUGCUUCGGGUGCGACUUUGAAAUUCGAGUACAUAUCUAACCGUAAGCUGUUAAGCCUAUUGAAAAAAAAUUACAUGCAUAUUCAUUGAAAUUUAUAGUGUUCUUUACCAGAGCACAGUGUUGAGUGAGUGUUUAUUUAUGUUGCCAUUUUAAGCUAUAUAAAAUGUUACUGUUUCCCCCUUGUUGAAAAUCGUCCGGGAGUGUUGGCGCAGACCCCCAGUGGUGCGGCUGGCGUCUGAGUACAAGGAGGCCGCGUAGGAGCGGUCGCUUUCAUAUCCUAUAAAUAGUACAAUUUUUAUCACUGAAAAAGCACCAAUCAAAACUAGUCAAGCGUGGUUCGUCCGCUAGUUAAGUCCUGUAAAUACCUUAUAUCAUCGUCGGACCGCGCGCGACUGAGCGGCGUAGCCAGGCGUACCAACCUAACCUGGCCCGGGCCACGUGCCGGCACGGUGGCGCGGGCAGACGCGGGGUAGUUGGUAGGUUGGCAGCGAGCUUCGCCACUGGGUUGUUACUGUUGUCUGCGCCAGCCCCGUACAGACAGGGUGUACUUCGAGUGUACUUUGCUUGUCGCUUCCUGGGCGGGUCCCACCGCUACCUUGGCAAAAUGUAUACGAGUCACACAGUCCGUGGUGACGUGGCGACGCCUGUGGCACUUUUCCAAGGGCAUGCCGGUGGACACCCGGUUGGAUAACUAUAUCAUGUUCGAGACUAGCUAUGUGCUUUUGUAUAAUCUAUGAGGCUGUUUGGAAAUGUUUUGAAGUCGCUUCAUGUGUUGGUGGUCUUGCAAAGAUGGUUGCCCUGGGCGGUAAUGGUGUGUUUGCCGUUCAACGCCGUGAUAAGCUUCAGUAUUAUGAACGACACUUUGGUCAAAAUAGAACAUCGUAAUUUAGUGUAAAUUAAUUUUUAAUUACAACUUCAAAUUGUACCGAGCAUCGCACAUGCCUCAGCAUAAUAACAUCGAGCUUUAGCAGCCCAGCAUGGAUAGUCCAGAGGUCGGACAUGGUAGUUUUCACUGAUAGUAGAUUAACUCCUUGCCUUCCAUGAUUAUGUUUCGUUUCUAAAUACCACGACGUGCAUCAAAGGGAAACUUGUAAUGAGGGGCUCCCAAAAGUGGCCCCAGUAUUCAAGGCGCAGGGGUAUGUUUAUAUUGAGCUGACUUUGGUUUUCAUAUGCUCAGACACUUUGUACACCCCAUUUCACUGUUACUUAGAGUACUUAGCAUGUCGGAAUAUUUAUUUCGUUGAACAUUGUCCAUGAAGAGUCCAGACUACUGUUUCUGUCAUAUCUCUGAUGAGUCUUGUUUGUUGUGACAUAUAUCUCUCUCAAAUCAGCCUCGAAAAAAAAAGCUUCUUGCAUCAAUCAUCAUUUUCAGUAGGUUGGUAGUCGCAGAUUUUAAACUAUUAUUGUAGUGAGAAAAAUGACUUCAUAACAACAUUAAAGUUUUUAAAUAGUUCAUUUUUAACAUGAAAACAAUUUCAAUACAAUUUCUUCUCUAAUCUUUCUCACUUUCUCUCAAGAUCAUCAGCGCUUGCCAUUAUGAACUAUUUCUGAGCCACAAAAAAUACGUAACAAUUUAGAGUUUAUGAAAUGUGCCACUAUCAGUGCGUAAAAUUCAAUGUAGAUUUAUCCUUUCCCUAUUGGUAAAGUCUUUUUAUGCAUUUGUUCGGACUUUUGGUAAAGGUAUAAAUAUUUGUGCUCCAUUAAAAGGCUUAUCUUUUGCAGUCCCUAUUCCUAAAACCUUGAUCAAGUCAAACUUAAUUUUCAUAAUAGGUGCGUUCUAUGCGAGAUCUGGUCCACUUGAAAACCUUGAACGAAAGACGUAUUUAUUUUCUUUGGUCGUGUUAGUUGCUUAGGACAAAAAUGGACAAUUUCCAGCGAAGUCUCUUAUCUACUACCAUUGACCACAGUCAAAGUGGACUUGUGGAUAUUUUUUUAAACUUGGCUAGCUUUUUUGUUGUUUUGUUGUGUCCAACGUGUGCCAUGAGUGAGCCCUGACCUGACCCCGAAUAUCGCUGUUUUGAUCCUCCGCGGAUUUAAAAGUUCCGGAUGACUAUCAUAUGUGCACGAAACAAAACCUGUAAUCUUUCCGUGCUAAGUAUUUUUCCGUUAGGACCAAUUAUGAUGUUUUAUGAUGUUUUAUGAUCACAAAUUUUUUUGUGAUGACAAACAUUACUCUGUUUCAUUUUAUGUACAUUUUAGUUGCAGCCAAUAUAUAUGUAAAAAAGACACAAAAUUACAAAGGCUGUUCUUGUAUAUGUUUAAAUUUUAAUUGAUGAGGUGAUACUAUGUAUAACCACUUAUUGUUCAGUAACAAAUAUUGUUUUCAUGCGCAAAUGUGUUUUCAAGUCUUCUAUGUUGUGGUAACAGUAGCCCUGUUCUAGGCUUGUGGCGUGACUGUUGCUCUAUAUCAAAGCGAAUUUGUUAAGUUGGUGAUGGUUUUAAUAAAGCUAGUAGGCUGCCAAGAGCGGCCCACUCGAUG
Molecule: messenger RNA, 6436 nt
Organism: Thrips palmi
Lineage: Eukaryota; Metazoa; Arthropoda; Insecta; Thysanoptera; Thripidae
Product: RIMS-binding protein 2-like
Exons: 20
Coding region: 77-3883 (1268 amino acids)
Biological process (GO): neuromuscular synaptic transmission
Molecular function (GO): protein binding
Source: RefSeq, a predicted model, not a curated record